GUCCGAACAUCAUGUCCGCGAGGCUCCCGCAAGUUGGCAUCGAACGACUUCCCGCACGUCGCAUGAGCAACGAACCGCGAGAAUCAAUGAAUUGCAAAUCCUGUCGCAAACGGAAGGUCAGUUGGCCCGCCCACGGAAUCAAGUGCAAUCGGUUGCGACCGACUUGUGAGGCCUGUCAGGUCUUCCAGUGCCCGUGUAUAUAUGAUGCGGUGCCGAAGAAGAGAGGGCCCAAGACGGAUGUGUUGGAAGCGUUGUUGAAGAGGGUUGAUGGGUUGGAGAGGAGGUUGAAGGAUGAGAAGAAGUCGCAUUCGUCGAAUAAUGAGGGGGAGUCGGCUGCAGACAAAGAAAGUUCAAAUGGCGAUGCGAAACCAAAACGACCUCAACUCGACACAACAACAGUGGCUUCUGAGACAGCUGUCUAUUCUCCCACUCCUAUAAGUGAACCUUCUCCGCCGGCUGUCCAGCCUGAUGUUCUACUCGAUACAUACUUCACCCGGUGCCAUAGUAAGCCAUAUCAUAUCCUCGACGAAACGAGUACGCGACAACGAAUCCAAUUGAAUCAAAUACCAACGUAUCUUCUGUUUGCGAUCUAUGCCGUCAGCGCCAGGUAUACGGCGCAUCCCAAUGGAUAUCAUGCAGCGGUACGGCUGAGUGAGGAUUAUGCUCUGAGGGCGAGGACAGAAUUGGAUAUCGAUGACCCAUCCAUUGAAUGCUUGCAAGCAUUGCUUCUACUCAGAAUUGCAUUUACGGCGGCAGGGAAGGGAAAGAAGGCUUAUAUGAUGCUAGCAAGUGGAAUUGGAAUGGCAGUAGCUCUCGAAUUACAUCGAGAAUUCGACCUCAACACUAGGGUAACACCAGUAGAAAGGGAAAUGCGAAGACGGUUAUUCUGGACUUGCUAUCUCAUGGAUCGAUUUACAGCAUGCGGAUCAAAACGCCCAUCAUUAAUAGCCGACAAAUCGAUAUUAUUACGCCUCCCAUCAUGGUCACCGAAUCCAGCAGCAUUGCCUAUUGAAGGAGAGUUCUUCCAAAACGGAUCGAACCUACAAUACCAUUCUGGAACGGGCAAGAAAAGCCAAGGAAGUAGCGGCAUGCUCAUUGAUAUUGUACGAAUCCUGGGCAUCACAAAUCGAUACCUAGCAGCUGGAGGUGUAAAAGGGGAUAGUCAUUUCCCUUGGCACUCAUUAUCGAAUCUUUCCAAGAUCAGACAGGAUCUCGAUAUUUGGGCGUCUGGGACACAGGAUGUCUUUUCUUCCGUUGAUGCUCUGUUUGGCCAACCAGAUAGCACGACUCUUGUUUUGAGCAAGCUCAUUUAUCAUCUGAUCCAUUGUCUGAUCUACAGACCCUUUCUUCCUAUCGAUUUGGCAGAGCUUGCUGGGACGGGUCAACACCAAUCAUGGCAAAUCGAAGCCACGAAUCUCUGUUUCCUACACGCCAACGCCAUUGCAGAAUUAGUCGAACUAGGCAAACAAUCCGCCUCAAUAGAAUGGCCCGCCUUCGUCGGCUACUGCAUCUGCACCGCCGGCACCGUCCACGUCCACGGCACACACUACAAACCCAUCACCUCGCCCUCCUCCCCCACCGAAGUAUUCUCCACCUCCUCCGAAUUCCUGUCCCGCGAGAUGCAGCAGCUCUCCGAGCUCCGGUACGCGUGGUCCUCGGUACAGCACCAGCGCGAAACUUUACAGACCAUCUACAGUUGUCAUUCCGAGCUCGUCAAGAACCUCGCUUCGAACCCGAUGCGCUACUCCCCUGUUUUCCAUCUCGAGGAUUUCUUCGAUCGGUAUGCGGAGUUGGGCAUCGGCGGCAUCGAUGGUGCGAAUGUAAGUUUUUGCGACGUGAGGAUGGAGGGUUUGACGGAGGGGUUUAUGGGGCAUGAUCUCUAUGCUCCUAGGGGCAGUAAUGCAUCCUCUGGGGACUCUGUCGCGAGUAAACGCAAACCAUCAACGACAUCAGCUGCUCGAAAAAAACACAUCGAUCUCAAACUCUCGCACCGGAUUCCGGCGACAGAUCAAGGGCUGGGACAGCAGCAACAGUUAAUGGACCCCACGACGCCGUUCCCUGUGAAUGGAAACGGAGGCAUGCCGGAUCUAGCGCAUACCCCGUUCUCGCCGCCGUCGUCGGCGUCGUAUCAUCAUCAGUUUCCCGGGAUGGGCCAGCAGCAACAGCCGGCGGAUAGCUAUGAUCCGAUGUUUGGCAUGCCCCAGAUGGGGUUCUCGUACUCGACGACGCCGAAUCCUAAUGGGAUGAAUGGGGGAGGGGGACCGGGGGAGGGAAUGACGCCUGGGGGAGAGAGUACGGGGACGGGCGGGACGGAGGGGGAGAAGGAUCCGUUUUUGAGUUUGUUGGAGCAGUUGGCGGAGAAUGAACAUUCGAGGGGUGGGCCGAGUGAGUUGGAUUUCUUUUUGAGUGGGGGGAAUGGGUAG
Messenger RNA from Mollisia scopiformis, 2423 nucleotides. RefSeq lists its product as uncharacterized. The transcript has 7 exons. The coding region runs from base 12 to 2423 and encodes 803 amino acids. Gene Ontology annotation, molecular function: DNA-binding transcription factor activity, RNA polymerase II-specific; zinc ion binding; DNA binding. Gene Ontology annotation, cellular component: nucleus. The record is from RefSeq and is a predicted model, not a curated record. Gene Ontology annotation, biological process: regulation of DNA-templated transcription; DNA-templated transcription. Lineage: Eukaryota; Fungi; Ascomycota; Leotiomycetes; Helotiales; Mollisiaceae.